Molecule: messenger RNA, 1190 nt
Organism: Vicia villosa (hairy vetch)
Lineage: Eukaryota; Viridiplantae; Streptophyta; Magnoliopsida; Fabales; Fabaceae
Product: zinc finger protein CONSTANS-like
Exons: 3
Coding region: 56-874 (272 amino acids)
Biological process (GO): regulation of flower development
Cellular component (GO): nucleus
Molecular function (GO): protein binding
Source: RefSeq, a predicted model, not a curated record
CUCCAACCUCUUCUACUUAACAAAAUAGCAAAUAACAAUCCCGCAAUCACGCGCCAUGUAUACAAACUGCAACACCACAUUUCCACGCGCCGCCAACAAUUUCCCCUCCCCCAUAGACACCUCCUCAUUGCAGCACCAGCAAACACUCUCCGAGUACGACUCGCUAUCGCAACUCAACUCGGAGGUGAGUUACAAUAAUAAUAAUGCUGGUGGGAAUUAUAAUAGCUGUAGCAGCGGGUGUACUAGCUAUAUGGGAUCGCCGAGUUCGCUGGCGAGUUACGAGACUCAACGAGUUUCGGAUAGGUUGUUGCAGAGAAGCAUUAGUAGCCACUCGCUGCAAAAGAAUCAUGGACCCCACCGUCACCAUAACCCGUUUUCUUCCCUGUUUGCUGAAUUGCUUGAUACAGAGAAUGGUCCGGUUCGACGAGUUUACAGUGCCGGUGACAUUCAGGGAGUUAAUGGAAUGCAACAAUAUUAUCAUCAAUCAGAUAGCCCUUUGUCAACAGAGAGCAACAUGAUAAUAGAACAAAUGAGCAGACCAGCUAGUCCUUACAGCCCACAGGAAAAGAAAGUCAGAAUUGAAAGAUAUAAAACCAAGAGAAACCAGAGAAACUACAACAAAAAAAUUAAGUAUGUUUGCAGGAAGACAUUGGCAGACAGUAGGCCACGUAUUAGAGGCAGAUUUGCUAAGAAUGAUGAAAUUAUAAUGAACCCUCCAAUUCAAUGGAGCCAUAAUAGUAGUAAUAAUGGAGAGGAAUUAGAAGAUGAUGAAGAAGAAGAAAAUUGGGACAAUUUCUUUCAUUCAUUGCUUCCUACUUCAAAUCUAACUCAUGAUGAGUCUCAACAUAGUUCUUCCUUUGGCGUGCAAUAUUAAAAAAUCGCGCAUUUUACAUAUAAAUUGAGUGCGUGUUUGAAUUGACAAUAAAUUUAGCAAAAUUAUAAUGAUUAAUAAUUUAUUAUAAUUUUGUUAAUUUAAUUGUAAAUUUAAACAUACAAUUCGCAAUUAUCUAAUUUUUUUAAUAUUAAUGAAAGUUGAUAAUGCAAAUGUAAAUAUAUAGAGUUAUUUUAAUCAUGGAUGUGAGCAUGUGCAAAAGAGUUUCAAUCUAGGGUGAAAUUUUUUAGUGCCCUUUUAUAUAUUUCUAUAAGUAGGUUAGGUCUCAAUAGCAGCAUUUUAUUUUUGGGUAAAAGGU